AUGUGCACUUUUGCCAAGUUCUACGUGUACAGCACCUUGCUCCCUCAUAAUGGAAAAUACUUAAGAAGCACAAGUCCAGUCAGGAGUUCAGUUUUACAGACAGCAUUUGAACUCAAGACAGUGGAAAAAGAAAACAAGAUUGUUCAUAAUGACUUUAUCCAGUUUAAAACUGCUGGCUGUGAAGUGAAGGAGCACAAUCUGGGAAGAAAGGAAUUUUAUCAUGCUGAGUGGACUGACCUAGUGCUGGAGAGAAGACAUCAAGAUAAGAUCAGCCUUUCUGAACACAACAUCUGUCAAAAGGAGACAUAUGACAAGAGGCACAUGACAUAUUUCCUAAUCCAGAGAUCUCCUUAUCUGUGGAUGAAGCUUGGGUUCCUUGGACAGAAGAUGGCCACAUUUAAACUCCCUUACAAAGACGUUCUACCCGUUCAAAUGUUUGUGCCUAGGAAGUUUAUUCAGGACACAAGUAAUUCUGUAAGAGGAAUGAGGUCACAAGAGCUGAAAAACACCAUGGAGCCUGGAACAAGUUCAAGCCAAAAUGAAGGGGUGACGUCAGAAAUGAAGAAGAGAAUUCCAGAGCAGACACAGCCGUGCCAGAAGGAGUUCAGGGCUGCCAGUUUAGUGUCUCCACCUAAUGUCCUGCUGCACUCUGAAGCCUUAAGAAUUUAAACUUGGAGCCAGUGCUUCACUUUGGUGCUCUGGAUAUUAGGAAACCGUUAAUUAUUACAGAUGUGUGUUCUCCACCAUUUAGGCAUGAAAUUUAAAUUCUGUUAACUAAUUUACAAGCUUCCAGGUAGUUGGGAGAAACUAAUUAAAUUUCUGACUUGCAUGCCUUAUGUUUAGGAUUUGCAUGUUCUCUCAUCAUGUCUGCAUAUGCUAUCUUCCACAGCCGAGAGACAUUAAGACGAUAUUAAAUUGACAUUCUUUUGAGUGCAUGUGAGUAAAUACACUGCAAUGCACUGGCACAAUGGAAUAUUCCUACAUUGUGCCUAUACAAGACAGGCCACUUUACAUCGUGACCCUAAACCUAAACGUCACGGUGUAAAGAGGAUGGAUGAAUAUACAGGUGUCCCUAGUAAUUUUAUAUUACUACUAGCGAUUGAAUCGGGCUACAAAUUCUAUGUUUGUGAAAUCCAUACUUUCUCUUCAAAGAAUUGUUUUUCUAAGUCCUUGAAAUGAUUUUGUUAUCAUGGCACCGAUUUGUGCUUAAAAUAGACCUUUUCGACCGAUGUGAUGAAGAGGUGCCUGUUUAAACGGGGCUGCGAGAUGUGAACUCAGCUCUUUGGCGCACCUCAUUUGAUUUUUUCCGGCAAUCAA
Polypterus senegalus (gray bichir) is the source of this 1317-nucleotide messenger RNA. RefSeq lists its product as uncharacterized. The record is from RefSeq and is a predicted model, not a curated record. Bases 1 to 669 code for a protein of 222 amino acids. The transcript has 3 exons. Gene Ontology annotation, biological process: skeletal muscle contraction; cardiac muscle contraction; cardiac myofibril assembly. Gene Ontology annotation, molecular function: protein-macromolecule adaptor activity; titin Z domain binding; structural constituent of muscle. NCBI's taxonomy places the organism in Eukaryota, Metazoa, Chordata, Cladistia, Polypteriformes, Polypteridae. Gene Ontology annotation, cellular component: Z disc.